CAUAUAUUUGUGCUUUUUGUUCAAGUCCUCUCUCAUUAUUAGCAUUUUAAUACAUAGUUUUUUUCUUCUUCCAAACAAUACUUUUUUUUCUGGUGCAAAAUGAUCAUUCAAAGGGCUGCAUGCUUUCACAAAGCUCUACUUUCUUCUCUACAAAAGGUAGGACCAAGAUACUUUACUGCUCCAGCUCUAACUUCUGCACAACCUUCUACUUAUGGGGAUUACGAAUCGAGGGAUAUUUUUGAUUGGGAUAAUCUUGGAUUCAAAUUAAUUCAAACUGAUUAUAUGUUUAUGGCAAGAAGUUCUCAUAAUGGGAAUUUUGAAAAAGGCAAACUUAAUCCCUUUGGAAAUAUUGAACUGAGUCCCUCUGCUGGUGUCUUGAACUAUGGACAGGGUUUAAUUGAAGGUACAAAAGCUUAUAGAGUGGAUGAUGGAAGAAUAUUUCUUUUUCGUCCACAAGAAAGUGGAAUUAGAAUGCAAAUUGGUGCUGAAAGAAUGUGCAUGCUUUCUCCUUCUAUUCAACAAUUUGUUGAUGCUGUCAAGUUAACAACUAUAGCUAAUAAACGUUGGAUCCCUCCUGCUGGAAAAGGGUCACUUUAUAUUAGGCCUUUGCUUAUUGGAAAUGGACCUAUACUUGGAAUUGCUCCAGCACCAGAGUACACAUUUCUUGUCUAUGCUUGCCCUGUUGGAAAUUAUUUAAGGAAUGGGACACAACCAUUAACCUUAUAUGUUGAGGAUGAACAUCAUCGUGCCUCACAAGGGGGAGCAGGUGGAGUCAAAGCCAUUACUAACUAUGCCCCGGUGAUAAAAGCUAUACAAAAAGCAAAAGAGAGAGGAUACUCAGAUGUAUUGUACCUUGAUUCAGUAAAUAAAAAAUAUAUUGAGGAGGUCUCUGCUUCUAACAUUUUCCUUGUAAAGGGAAAAAUCAUUUCAACACCAGUUGCCAGUGGAACCAUUCUUGAAGGAAUCACAAGGAAAAGCAUUAUAGACAUUGCACAUGAUCUUGGAUACCAGGUUGAAGAGCGUUUGAUUGAAGCAGAUGAAUUGAUUAGUGCUGAUGAAGUAUUUUGUACUGGAACUGCACUUGGUGUUGCUCCUGUAGGAAGUAUUACCUACAAAAACAAACGGAUUAAUUACAAGGUAAGCUCAGAAUUAAUAAGUGAGCAAUUGAGCUCAAGAUUAGCAGCAAUUCAAAAAGGUAUUAUUGAGGACAAGAGGGAUUGGCUUAUUGAGAUUAAGUAAGUUUUUGGUUUAAUGAUGUUAGCAAAGUUUUCAUUAGCUAAAGUUGUGAGUCUGUUUGUAGAAAUUAAGAUUUGCUUGUAAUGUAUAAGAAAUUAAUGAGAUUAGAGAAACUAUAUAUUAUUGUAUUAAUUAAAGGUUAUGUUCUAAAAGAGCUCCUUAUGGGGCAAAGUGCACAAAUAGCCAAUUUGAGGACAGCUAAUAAAGCCAUAUAUAGUCGAAGUACAUAAUUUCUAAGAAAUUUAAUGA
Molecule: messenger RNA, 1485 nt
Organism: Solanum dulcamara
Lineage: Eukaryota; Viridiplantae; Streptophyta; Magnoliopsida; Solanales; Solanaceae
Product: branched-chain-amino-acid aminotransferase 2, chloroplastic-like
Exons: 10
Coding region: 100-1239 (379 amino acids)
Biological process (GO): branched-chain amino acid metabolic process
Molecular function (GO): branched-chain-amino-acid:2-oxoglutarate transaminase activity
Source: RefSeq, a predicted model, not a curated record